AUUCCUGUCGCUUGUAAUACUAUGAUCCUAUUCUAGUCUGAAUUGAUAAGGUAGUGAAUCUCUGGUUGUAGGACAAAUUCUUCGAGCGGAUGUUGGAUCUAUACUACAUAUUACCCGUGAUUCUAUCAUCGACGAGAUGUGAUUUGCUGUUGAUGGGCAAACAAUGCGAAAAAAUUCUUAUAGUUAUUCAGCCUAAAACGUGUUGUUAAUAUGUGUAUAAUAAUUUUAAUAUCUAAUAUUAGUCUUGGAUAACUUUCCCAUGUAAAGAUUUGAUAUAUUAAUGUUUUUAAUGAACGAAAGAGGGUGUUUCAAGUUUCUAAUCUUUGUAUCAGAAUGCAAUUAUACGCACGCGAAAGUACACACUGGUAAAGCAGUCAAAAAAACAUGCAUAACCUGUGACGCAAUUUCUAAUCUUCGAAUUAUUUAGUGAUUAUUAUCAAGAUAAAACGUACGCCAUCAAAUUAUACAUUUAUGUACAAAGUCAGUCGUAACAAUGGCCGUGCCUCCUUCUUUUAGUGUUGGUGACAUCGUGCAUUUAAAUGUUGGUGGAACAAGGUUUUCAACGUCAAAACAGACAUUAACAUGGGUCCCAGAUUCAUUUUUCACAGCUUUGUUGAGUAAUCGAAUUGCUAGUCACAGAGAUGAAAUUGGAGCAUUAUUUAUAGACAGAGAUCCAAAGUUGUUUUCUAUUAUAUUGAAUUAUUUACGUACAAAAGAGAUCGAUAUAAAAAAUAUAGAUCUUCGAACGUUAAGGCACGAAGCUGAAUAUUAUGGUAUUACACCAUUAGUUAAGCGUUUAAUGUUGUGCGAAGAUUUAACUCAGUCUUCUUGCGGAGAUGUAUUGUUUUAUGGGUAUUUAAUACCUCCGAGUAUACCAUUGCAAGAACCUGCUACCAUCUCAUCGAAUGUAGGAGAUGUAUCCAUUCAUGGUAGAGCUACUACUAAUAAUACUAAUUCUAGGGUAGAUGUACCAUCCACUUCACAAAAUCAAAACACAACUUCCACGAGUUCUAGCACUAAUUACAACAAUAAUGGACAACAAAACCAUAAAGGAGCGCUCGGAACGCAUGUAAGAAAUUCUUCAUUGGAUUGUAGAAUCCAACAAAGAGGCUUACCACACUCGCGUACUUCGUCUCUCGAUUUAAGACACGUUAGAAAUAAUUCAGCCGAUUUAAAUAAGUUAUAUAAAAAUGACAUAAGUUUAGUGUUCGGCCCCCAACAAGUUUCAUCAUGGGUGGAUCCUUUAAGAGUUCAAAUCAUAAAAGCACAUCACAAUUGGAUUGUAAUUGCUUAUGCACAUUUUAUAAGGUGUUAUCGACUUAAAGAUCCAUCAGGAUGGCAACAUGCAUUCACUAGUCCACAUAUCGAAUCGAUAAUCGAAAGGGUCGCAAUAACUUCGAAAAUGAACACUAGUCUCGAUACCAAAAUGGUUGCCAUUUCUUAUGGAAAUCAAGUGAGAUUAUGGAACGUUUCAACAAACGGGAAAAAUACUAACAUUGGUACAUUUAACUUAAACGUACGCGUGGAAUAUUUAUUUUUUAUUGGAAGACAAUUGGUUGCUUUAUCCCCGACCGAUAAAAUUGGAGUAUGGCACGCUACGACGCAUCAUUGGCAAAUACAAGACGUAGUGCCGAUUUUAUCAUUCGAUACAGCUGGUUCGUUUCUUCUAUUGGGUUGUAACAAUGGAUCUAUUUAUUAUAUUGACAUGGAAAAAUUCCCUUUGAGAAUAAAGGAUAACGAUCUACUUGUAACUGAACUGUACCGUGACCCAAAUUAUGAUCCCAUUACAGCCAUAUCCGUUUAUUUAACACCAAAAACAUCACAAGCUCUCUGUGGUAAUUGGAUUGAAAUUGCGUAUGGCACAAAAUCUGGCAGUGUGAGGGUCAUAGUUCAACAUCCCGAAACGCUAGGGCAUGGUCCACAAUUAUUUCAAACGUUUACGGUACAUCAAAGUAGCGUGACGAAAGUGACAUUGUCAGAAACGUAUUUAGUAUCAGUCUGUUCCGAAUACAAUCACGUUAGGAGUUGGGCAGUAAAGAGAUUCCGCGGGAUGAUCUCUACUCAACCUGGAUCAACGCCUGAAGCUAGUUUUAAAAUUGUAUCUUUAGAAGCUAUCGAACCUUGGAUCAGUUACAGUGCUGGCAAUGAUUUUGGACCAUUCGGAGGACAAUACGAUGAACAAGUAUUCGUUCAAAAAGUUAUACCCGAGACUGAUCAGUUAUUCGUUCGUUUAGCAUCAAAUGGAAAGAGGGUUUGCGUAAUCAAAUCAGUGGAUGGUAGUAUUAUAACUUCAUUUUAUGUACACGAAUGCGAAGGGUCUAGCCGCAUGGGUUCAAGACCUAGGCGUUUUAUAUUUACUGGACAUUCUAAUGGUACCAUUCAAUUGUGGGAUCUUGCAACAGCUUUAGAGCCAUCUUUUUCUUCUACACAAAAUGUUUCUGGUGGACCUACGCCAGAAGAACUUUGGAAACUGUUGGAUCAGUGUGAUUUAAGUAAUAGUUAUUCAUCGACACCAUGCAUUAGUCCGUGUCCUUCGCUUAUAUCAUCAGGGCCAAGCAUAAAGACAAGUAAUGUAUUGUUUCUCAAUCAGUCACAAAACUGUGACAAAACAGAGACAGCACCCGGACCUAGCCAAGCAUGAAGAUAAUAUGAAAAGUGUAUUUUACAGAAAUUUUACCAUUUUCUACAUUUUUUAUGUCAUUAUACGUAACCGAAGCUUCGCUAAUAGUGUCUGCAUUUAUUUAUUUGUUUAUUUAUUUAUUACGGGUUAUUUACGCGUAAAAGUCUGCAGUGACAGUUCCUAGCAUAACGAUUUUAUUAAUAUUUCUGUUUGUAAUAAUUUUCUGAGAAAAUAAGAAAUAUAAUAUGAAAGUGAUAUAAUUAGUGUCUAGUAUAAGUACUGUAAUGGUAAAAUUGUAGAUAUAUUUGAGGUAAAAUAACAGCGUCGUUUGAAUUUUAAAAACAAAUACAUCUUUCACAUCAAUUAAAAUUUUACAAUCUAUUGUUCUUGGGUAAAAAAUUUAACAUUAGAUUUGAGGUACAAUGUAUAAUUAUUUAAAUUAUUCUAAAAUUAACGAAGUAAGAGUGUUUCGAGAUUAACAAUUGGUAUAUUAUACAAGUUGAGAGUUCAUUUAUAUUUACAUAUUCUAUAUUACUAUGUUAUAAAAUAAAUGAAUCCAUCCAUGUUGUAAAUUCCAUUUUUUACCGUAUUUAAAAUAUAACAACAGAUUUUGUUGAAGAAAUUCACAGUCUGAAGUAAUGUAAAUAUUUAUACAAAACAGUAGUGCCCAUAUAAAUGACCGCGGUUAUCCCCACCAAUUCUUACAAGCCAAGUGGCUUCGAACAUCGAACAUCGAGCGUGUCGAGCGUAACUUGACGCCAGUCGUUAUCGAUACAUUAUAUACAUAUAUGGUUUCGGGUGCCAGCUAUUGUAUCUCACUCGCACUUAUCCUCUUUCCUUAUCUCCGUUCAAUUCUAAGAAGUAACCAUAUGCCCACAUAAAUGACCGCGGCCGGUCUCGAGCUUGGUCACUUAUGCGGGCACUACUGUACUUCGUUUAAUAAUUGAAAAUUUUUGUUUCCUUAGAACCACUCAUUUUAUCAUCAAUAAAUUGUGAUUAAUAAUUGCGCAUAAAAUGUAUAAAAUUAAGUACGUAAUUUAAGAAUGGGCGUGAUAGUGCAUUGCAGAAAGAUUCUUUUCCAAUAAGAGGAUAUUUCCUCAACAUGUAAGCUCAUAUGGUUUCUUAUAUUUUUUGCUAGAUAAAUGCAUACAUUUAUAGCAAAUAUUGUAAUACUGUUAUAACUGCUAUCUCUGUGAUUCGAAUAAACAAUAAAUGUAUGUAUUAUGAUGUUAAUUCUCACACGAAUGUAAACAUAUUUUUAUGGAUGUAACUGGGAACAUACAUAAUUACAUGACUUUGAAAUAAAAGUGUCUUUAUGUUUCAUCAGAAGAGAAUUUCUGAAAUGAUGAAUUUUUAUAGAAACA
Molecule: messenger RNA, 3984 nt
Organism: Colletes gigas
Lineage: Eukaryota; Metazoa; Arthropoda; Insecta; Hymenoptera; Colletidae
Product: BTB/POZ domain-containing protein KCTD3
Exons: 11
Coding region: 494-2641 (715 amino acids)
Biological process (GO): protein homooligomerization
Molecular function (GO): protein binding
Source: RefSeq, a predicted model, not a curated record